Bufo bufo (common toad) is the source of this 2971-nucleotide messenger RNA. RefSeq names its product solute carrier family 35 member B4 (gene SLC35B4). Lineage: Eukaryota; Metazoa; Chordata; Amphibia; Anura; Bufonidae. Gene Ontology annotation, cellular component: endoplasmic reticulum membrane; Golgi membrane. Gene Ontology annotation, biological process: transmembrane transport. Gene Ontology annotation, molecular function: UDP-N-acetylglucosamine transmembrane transporter activity; UDP-xylose transmembrane transporter activity. Bases 106 to 1101 code for a protein of 331 amino acids. The transcript is spliced from 10 exons. The record is from RefSeq and is a predicted model, not a curated record.
GCUUCUGGCAGACGUGUUCCAGUGAUUUCACCCAUUCGUACAGUUUCAGCUGGCGUGUUCUGCGAGGACUGAGGGAGCCGGGUGUUAUUCGGGUCACUUGCUACCAUGCGCCCCGCUUUUGCCGUGGGUCUGGUGUUUUCUGGGUGCUGCAGUAAUGUGGUGUUUUUAGAACUUUUGGCCAGGAAGUUUCCAGGAUGUGGAAAUAUAGUGACGUUUGCUCAGUUCUUGUUGAUAGCCAUAGAAGGAUUCAUCUUCCAGGCAAAUUUUGGAAGGAAGCGGCCCCUGAUUCCAAUGAGGUAUUAUGUCAUCAUGGUGACUAUGUUUUUUACGGUCAGCGUGGUGAAUAACUAUGCACUCAAUCUCAACAUCUCAAUGCCACUUCACAUGAUAUUCAGAUCGGGAUCAUUGAUUGCAAAUAUGAUCUUAGGUAUAAUUAUUCUCAAGAAGAGGUACAGUGCUUCCAAAUAUAUGUCCAUUGUUUUGGUGUCUUUGGGGAUCUUCAUUUGCACAUUGAUGUCUGCAAAACAAGUGGCAUCCCAUUCAACAUCAAGUGAGGAAGAUGGUUUUGCAAACUUUCUCUGGUGGCUUUUAGGUGUUGCUGCUCUGACCUUCGCUCUUUUACUGUCGGCCAGAAUGGGGAUAUUCCAGGAAACACUCUAUAAGGAAUAUGGGAAACAUUCUAAAGAAGCCUUAUUUUAUAAUCACGCAUUACCACUGCCAGGAUUCCUGCUUUUAGCCCCGGACAUAUAUAAUCAUGCGGUGAUGUUCUCACAGAGCGAACCGUUCCAGUUGCCGGUACUGGGAAUCCAGAUGCCGAUCAUGUGGUUUUAUCUUCUCAUGAAUGUGAUCACUCAAUAUGUAUGUAUCCGUGGAGUAUUCAUUCUCACUACAGAAUGUCCUUCCCUUACUGUCACCCUAGUUGUCACCUUGCGGAAAUUUCUAAGUCUCAUUUUCUCCAUUUUGUACUUCAACAACCCUUUUACCACUUUGCACUGGAUUGGCACCUUUCUAGUUUUCAUGGGUACAUUGCUGUACACAGAAGUGUGGAACACCUUCCAGACUGCUCCUAGCAAGGACCAAAAGGAAGCCAAGAAGGACUAAACAUUCUACGUAUUCUUUAAAGCAAAUGUUGCUGCCCUAAAUUGAAUGAGGGGCCCAGCACUAUUUAUAUUCCUUCUGUUGAACUUUGCAAUUUAGAAAAAAAAUUUAUAUUGUGAGAAUGGUAAGACAUCAGGUAAUCGGUUUUUAGUAGGUAAAUGUCAGUGAUGGGUUAUAUAACCUGUUCUUUUAGGGUACAGUCACAUUUAACAGGUCCGCUGUGGAUUUUCUGCAUCGAAUAUGGCCAUAAACUGCAAUCAUAAAACCUGCCCAAAAUGGGCAAAUCUGUUUACUCUGCAGGUUUUCUCCGUAGCAUGUGGAUGAGAUUUGCUGAAAUCUUUGCUUGUAUGAGAGUCUGCAGCAUUUAUGCCACAUGUGGCCGUACCCAUAUACUGUAGGCAGAAAGUGCAACCAAAUGUUUUGGUGCUACAGGAUAGAAAUAAAAAUGUGAAGAAAAAUGGCAAGUUUCAUAGAGACUUAGAGGGGGUGUCCUGUAUUAAAAAAGCAUGGUUGCUUUAUUCCAAAAAACAGCCCCACACCUGUCCAUGGAAGUGAAUGGGGCUGAGAUGUAAUACCACACACAACCUGUGGACAGGUGGGGCACUGUUUUAGGAAGAAAGCCACCAUGUUUUCUAGUCCUGGAGAACCCCUUUAAGAUAGAUGAAUAGUCUCUUUAACUGUAUCAAAUGAUACUAGUUUGUUACUUUGCAUUUGUAGUUUUCCAUACAAGUGGAUCUAGGUGAGGCGUGCACACCAUUACAGUUUCCAAAUGUCCUAGACCUGUGAGGCCAACCUCCGGCACUCCAGCUGUGGUAAAACUACAACUCCCCACAAUCGCUUGGCUGUUUAUCAGAACUCCAUAGAAUAAAUGAAGCAUGCUGGUAGUCGUAGUUUCACCACAGCUGGAGUGCCGGAGGUUAGCCAACACAGCACUAGAUGUUUUCAUGUUUGGUAAUUCCUCACUAACCAGUCAGUAUUGUAUCUUCCACAACAGCAGACAUAAGCUGGUGAAGUAGUGUAAGUUAGUAAUAGCACAGAUCUGUCCUGCUCGUGUAGGAAAAGGCUUACUGUCUGGUGCUCAUUUUGGUAUCGUUACGUUACUUAGUGUUAGUCCUGCUAUGUUUGUGUAUGUACUAGAAGGUUUCUUUAAUUUGAAUACACUCCACAUUAUCCCAGGAUAAAGCACAUCUCCUGCAUUCUUUUGUGUGGUCAAAGACGAUGCAGUAGAACUGCAUGCAGACUUGUGUAGGCCCACUGGUGACACAUGGUGACUUCAAAAGGGGUUUUUAAGUGAACACAUCAGUUAGAUGGGCUAUAAGGCUGGGACAGCAGGAAUACAUAUAUGGUUAGAGGUCCCCAUUAUUGUGGAGAGCCGGCUGAACGUCAUCAUUCAGCUGUAUUAUCAGGGUCAGCAGAGGUUGACCAUAGUGACCUUCAAUAGAGAUGUCAGGAAGUCCAGAAAAACAUCUCCAUUCCCAUGAUCACUACUUUCUCCAGAUACUGUUACGAAGAACAUAGUGAAUAUUAGCAGGUUGUUUUAGAUAAUCUGGUAUCGAGGAUUAUAUGACAAUUUACAUAGAGAUGAACGUGUACAGUCAGGAGCUGCUGGAAAGACAACACUUUUAUGAACAGUCCUACCUAAUUUUAUAUAUAAGCUGCAGAUACAGGGACCUUCAGUAUUAAAGCGAAAGUGACGUACAAACAAUAUUCUUGAUACACGAUCAAAAGCUUAAGAUGUAAGCCACAUUCUGCCUUUGUCUGACUUCCAGUACUAUACUACAGUUAGUUUUACUUUUGCAAUUGUGCCUUACUUUUAGAUCCGUUAUAGAAAGAGUUAAAACUAUAGUAAUAAAGUAUGAAUUCCCUCCAACUG